Messenger RNA from Emiliania huxleyi CCMP1516, 3762 nucleotides. RefSeq names its product putative ABC transporter. Gene Ontology annotation, molecular function: ABC-type transporter activity; ATP binding; ATP hydrolysis activity. Gene Ontology annotation, cellular component: membrane. The transcript has 4 exons. NCBI's taxonomy places the organism in Eukaryota, Haptophyta, Isochrysidales, Noelaerhabdaceae. Gene Ontology annotation, biological process: transmembrane transport. The record is from RefSeq and is a predicted model, not a curated record. Bases 7 to 3597 code for a protein of 1196 amino acids.
CGGCAGAUGGCGCGGUACAAGAAGAGGUACCUCCACGCCAUCCUGCGGCAGGAGAUUGGCUGGUUCGACACCUCGACGCCCGAGGAGCUCUGCACUCGCUUCGGCGCGGCGAUGCUCGCCGUCGAGGAGGGCGUCGGCUUCAAGACGAUGAUGCUCGUCGACGCGUGGUCCACCCUCUGCGCUUCCAUCCUGCUCGGCCUCAACUUCGGCUGGGACAUCUGCGUCGCCGUCUUUGCGGCGGCGCCGAUCCCUGGCGUCGCCGGCAUCAUCGCAAUCGUGGUCGGGCUGACGGCGAUGCACAACGUGCUGACGGCCACGGCGGGGGCCGGCGCGAUCGCGUCCGAGGCCUUCUCCCCGUCUCAGGUGGCCGCGUUUGGGCUCGAGCGGGUGGCUGCGGAGAGGUACGAGCGCAAGGUCAAGGUGGCGGAGCGGUACGGCGUCCGCUUCGUGUGGCAGGCCUCGCUCGCCGUCUCGGUCGCCAUCGCUUCGGUCAUCAUCAUGUGCAUGGCGGGCGAGAUUUACGGCGGCGUGGCGGCGGCCGAGGCGGCGGGCGGGUUUAUGCCCUGCUCCCACUCGGGGGCGCUCACGCUCAUCGCCGUGCUCUGCAUCCUGAUGGCCGGCGCGCACUUCACCCUCAUCCUGCUCACGUCGGGCUCCGUCUUCAAGGCGUGCAAGAUGGCGGCGCCGGUCCACGAGACAAUCAACCACGUGCCGUCCAUCGACGUCGCGUCCAGCGAGGGGCGCAGGCUGCCGUCGGUGCGCGGCGACAUCUCGGUGCGCGACGUGGUCUUCGCGUACCCCGCCGCGCCCGAGCACCUCGUCUGCAACGGCUACUCGCUCGAGAUUGGCGCGGGGCAGACGGUGGCACUGUGCGGCCCGUCGGGCAGCGGCAAGUCGACGCUCAUCCAGCUGCUCGAGCGCUUCUACGACCCGCAGGAGGGGUCGGUGCGGCUGGACGGCGUCGACCUGCGCGACCUGAACGUGCGCUGGCUGCGCUCGCAGAUUGCGCUGGUGGGGCAGGAGCCCAUCCUCUUCGUGGGCACCGUCGCGGAGAACAUCGCGUACGGCAAGGAGGGCGCCUCGCGCGCCGAGGUGGAGGAGGCGGCGCGCAGCGCCAACGCGCACGAGUUCAUCAUGAAGAGCCUGCCCGAUGGGUACGAGACCUCCGUCGGGCACGCCGGCGGGACCUUGUCGGGCGGUCAGAAGCAGCGGGUGGCGAUCGCGCGCGCGAUCGUGCGCAAGCCGGCCAUCCUGCUGCUCGACGAGGCGACGUCGGCGCUCGACACGACGAGCGAGCGGGUGGUGCAGGCGGCGAUCGACGAGAUCAUGCAGAAGCAGAAGCGGACGACGGUCACGAUCGCGCACCGGCUGAGCACCAUCCGGCACGCCGACAAGAUCGCAGUCAUCCGCGAGGGGCGCGUGGUCGAGCAGGGCACGUGGGACCAGCUGCUCGACAUCGACGGCGGCCUCUUCCGCUCGCUCGUCAACAAGCAGGCCGAGAAGCCCUUCGCGCCAAAGGUGCAGGGGCCGGGCGCCUCGCUCGUCGUCGGCCUCCGGCAGCGCUUUGGCGACCCGUCCACCGCGCCGCCCUCGAGGCCGUCCAAUUGGCGGAGGCUGAACUUUGCGGCGGCGGCGAACGCGGUGCUGGCGAGCGUCAAGCUGGCGCGGAAGACGCCGCCCGACGGCUCCAAGGCGACGCUGCGGCUGACGAGGUCGGAGUUCUUCUCGCCGCUCUGGUGGCAGCUGAUGCGGCUGCAGGACCGCGGCGACGGCCUGCUGAUGCUGGUCGGGCUGGUGUUUGCGGUGCUCGAGGGCAUGACGAUCCCCGCGCUGGGCUUCAUCUUCACCAAGACGGCGACCUCCCUCUUCAAGAUGGACCCCGACCGCGUGCACGACGAGACCGUCUUCUGGGGCAAGGCCGCGCUCCUCGUCGGCGCCUCGUACGUGCCGAUCAUGACGAUCGAGCUAGGGAUCUUUGGCACCGUCGGCGAGCACCUCACGCGCAACCUGCGCGCGCUCGCCGCCCGCUCGCUCGUCAAGCAGGAGAUCGGCUUCUUCGACGACCCCAACCACUCGGCCGGCGCGCUCACCCUCUUCCUCGGCGAGAAGGUUGCGCUCGCGCAGGCGGUCAACGGCCACCGGCUCGCCGCCACCGCCCGCCAGCUCGCCACCGUGCUCUUCUCCGCGUACCUCAUCUUCACGUUCGGCUACUGGCAGCUCGCCGCCAUCAUGAUCGUCGUGCUGCCCCUGAUGGGCUUCUCGAUGAGCAUCUUGAUGGUCGUCUUCCUCGGCCUCAAGGCGGACGAGGGCAACAAGGCGGCCAACGUCGGCUCGCUCAUCGGCGAGGUCGUGCUCGGCGUGCGCACCGUCGCCUCGCUCGGCGUCGAGCGCCGCUUCCUCGCCGACUUCGAGGCGGCGACCGACGCCGAGGCCCGCCGCGGCGUGCGGGGCGCCUUCGUGUCGGGCCUCGCCGUGGGGAUGGGCAAGGGGAUGCUCGUCUGCUUCAUCGGCAUCGUGAGCUACUACGGCAGCCUGCUCGUCACCAAGGACAUCGAGCAGCUCACCGCGGAGAUGACGCGCAUGUUCCUCGACCCGGACGCACCGCCCGGGCCGGACGACAUCACCUCGGUCGACGCCGCCACCGGGUGCAUCAACUCGCAGAUCUGGACGAUCGUCGAGAAGUUCCUGUGCCCGCUGAUCGUCGUCUUCUUCAGCUCGAUCGGCAUGGGCGCGGCGGGCGUCAUCGCUGCCGACUCGAGGCGCGCCGCUCUGGCCUGCCAGGCGCUCUUCCGCAUGAUCCGCCGCCCGUCGCGCAUCGACGCCACCGACAAUGACGGCACCAAGCUGCCGUCGGUGCGCGGCGACAUCUCGGUGCGCGACGUGGUCUUCGCGUACCCCGCCGCGCCCGAGCACCUCGUCUGCAACGGCUACUCGCUCGAGAUUGGCGCGGGGCAGACGGUGGCGCUGUGCGGCCCGUCGGGCAGCGGCAAGUCGACGCUCAUCCAGCUGCUCGAGCGCUUCUACGACCCGCAGGAGGGGUCGGUGCGGCUGGACGGCGUCGACCUGCGCGACCUGAACGUGCGCUGGCUGCGCUCGCAGAUCGCGCUGGUGGGGCAGGAGCCCAUCCUCUUCGUGGGCACCGUCGCGGAGAACAUCGCGUACGGCAAGGAGGGCGCCUCGCGCGCCGAGGUGGAGGAGGCGGCGCGCAGCGCCAACGCGCACGAGUUCAUCAUGAACAGCCUGCCGCACGGGUACAACAGCAACGUCGGCCUGCGCGGCGGCAUGCUGUCGGGCGGUCAGAAGCAGCGGGUGGCGAUCGCGCGCGCGAUCGUGCGCAAGCCGGCCAUCCUGCUGCUCGACGAGGCGACGUCGGCGCUCGACACGACGAGCGAGCGGGUGGUGCAGGCGGCGAUCGACGAGAUCAUGCAGAAGCAGAAGCGGACGACGGUCACGAUCGCGCACCGGCUGAGCACCAUCCGGCACGCCGACAAGAUCGCAGUCAUCCGCGAGGGGCGCGUGGUCGAGCAGGGCACGCACGCGGAGCUCAUGCUCACGGGCGGCGUCUACGCCGGCCUCGUCGAUGCGCAGCAGUCGUGAGCGACGCCGCGCGCUCGCGGCACGCGGGGGGCGGACACAGGGGCGCACGAUUUGAGUACUGUCAGCGACACUGAGUGGAACUGCACAGGCAAUGUCCGCCUUAUGUGCAUGCAAGUGGUGGAUAUAAUGUCUGUUUAUUAUCAUACCAUUUUCCGCAUUUUUUUC